GCCGAGUGGUUAGAGCAUCGGACUCAAGACUGUCACGACGGCAAUCGUGUUUCCUUUAAGUGUGAAAGGCUCUAUGCAGCACACGAGUCCAUAAGCAGACGCCCAAGAGCAAAGCAUAAUUUCAUCUCACUGGAUACAUUGGAGGCCACAGACUGAAUGGCAGUCAGGAUUUGCGCCAUUACUUGGUGCGCAGGGCUUGGACAUUGCUGAGAAGGGACAAGGAACAGCUCAUCUGGAAUCUUGCUGUGGAGGUUGAAGGCCAUUUCUUAGUAAAUGACCUUCGUCCGGCCUACUAAGCCCUGGGAAAGCUUAACUCCAAGCCCUCCUCUCAGACGACUGCAGUUCGCUAGUGGAUGAAUGGAUCAUCUCAGAUCAUGAUGGGCUUUGUAAACCCCAUCAUGAUCAGCAGCUGUAGCAGGUAGACCUUCCAGCAGUUAGUCUGGACACAAGUGGUGUCACAAUCAGCGAGGAACCUCCUACCCUAACUGAGAGGGGUGGGAAAACUGCAGGCACAUGUGAUAUCCCCUGCUGAACUGCUAAAGGCUGGGGGUGGCAUGGGUCUUGAAUACGAUUUUGGCUGCCAUCUGGCAGUCUGGUUUCACUCCUCUGGACCUGCUGAGGAGCAUGGUCAUACCUCUCUGGAAGGGGAAAAGGGACCGAUGGGACUGUAGUAACUACUGUGGCAUCACAUGGCUUAGUAUGCCAGGCAAGGUUUUCAGCGACAUUCAUCUGAAACGGAUCCGUGACCACUUAUUAAGGCACCAGAGAUCGGAGCAGUCUGGAUUCACAUCUGGCAAGUC
Penaeus monodon (black tiger shrimp) is the source of this 800-nucleotide messenger RNA. RefSeq lists its product as uncharacterized. Lineage: Eukaryota; Metazoa; Arthropoda; Malacostraca; Decapoda; Penaeidae. The record is from RefSeq and is a predicted model, not a curated record.